This is a messenger RNA of Mucor mucedo, 435 nucleotides long. RefSeq lists its product as uncharacterized. The record is from RefSeq and is a predicted model, not a curated record. Bases 1 to 435 code for a protein of 144 amino acids. Lineage: Eukaryota; Fungi; Mucoromycota; Mucoromycetes; Mucorales; Mucoraceae. The transcript has 6 exons.
AUGAGUGAAUUCAUGAUCUGCUUAUCUGACCUUCCAAUUGUUGGUCCUUUUAAUACCAUCAUCGCUACUGGUCGUUAUUUUGUUAAAUGUUUCCGAUAUUUUGCUCACAGUUGCACUAGUUAUCAAGGCGACUGUUGCCAGUAUUCCCCAAUUUAUAUUGUGGUCGAACAAUUGGAGAAUUAUUUUCUAAUCAACGACUGUUAUGGUUACAAAAUAUGUUUCUACAAUUGUUAUAUGAAGGCCAAUUAUUGUGGCAAUUCAACCUUUUGUGAAUUUGGCCCAGUUACGACCUUAAGUAUUAUUAUUCUUUUUAAUGUCUUGAUCCUUACUUCGUUAAUAUUCGACUAUGUCUUCCCAUUUCCUGUCAAAGAAGAGCUGGUUAGUCCUAAAUUAAUUCCAGUAGCAGGGGCCAUAGUUUUAAUUUCUACAAGGUGA